Molecule: messenger RNA, 1101 nt
Organism: Schistosoma guineensis
Lineage: Eukaryota; Metazoa; Platyhelminthes; Trematoda; Strigeidida; Schistosomatidae
Source: the annotation of a GenBank genome assembly
AUGGCUGUACCUUUUUCGAAUACAACAUUGAGAGUUCCACAUGGUUUUCCAAACUUAUUGGAAGGCUUCGCAAGGGAAGUUUUAAGACACCAACCCAAAGAUAUUUAUGGUUUUGGUGCCAAAUAUUUUGAAGGGUUGCUUUUAAAAAGAGAAGAAACUGGGAUUGAAGAUUUGGCUCAGCUUGGUGCAAAACUAAAUGAUCGGUAUUAUAACAGCGAAGCGUAUUGUACUGGUACGUGCAACAUUAAUAAUGCUGAACAUCAAGAGGCUGCUGUACGUAUUCAAGCAGAAUAUCGUAGACAUUUAGCUAGCCAAGAAACUGAACACCUACGUGAACAAAAUGCAGCAACUCGAAUUCAAGCAAAUUAUCGUGGUUACAGAGAUAGAAAACUAGUUAACGUAAUGAAGGAAAACGAACGUGAUGUGGAUCAUUCUGGAGAACAACUAAACACAGAAGAUGAAGCACAUCUUGAAAGUGUAAGAGACAUUGAUCAAACAAGUGUUUUACCAAAUCACACAAUUUCACCAAAUAGUCAAUUGUUUGAAGAAAACAGAGAUUUUAAUAAAUUAUCACAAUCACAAAAAUAUAGUGAAGACGAGGCAGCUACCAUAAUUCAAUCUAGAUAUCGAGGUCAUCUUCAACGAGAACGUUUUCAUAGUACUACAAAAAUAAAACGAAUAUUCAUUGAUAAUGAUGAUUCAAACGACGAUAUUGUAACUGAACACGACGUAGUUAUUAAUCAAACUUCCAAUCCAUCACAUCAUCAUCGUCAUUCAGAUUCUGUACAAUCUCCAAUAGAAUCAAAAGAAAUAGAUAUUGAAGAGAAGGUUACUGGCGAAGAAUCAUUAAAUAAUAAUAAAAUCGAAGAAAAUUUCCGGAUAUCUGACGACGAAAUCUCAUCUCAUCAAGAAGGGAAGAAUUUAGAAUCUAACAAACAAAUAACAAACGAUUAUUUUAUUGAAGAUUCUAACGAAAACACAACUGAAGAUAUAAGCAUUGCAAAUAAUACUGAAUCAGAAGAGCAAACAACUGAACGAACACCUAGAAAAGAUGAGGAAGCAGACGUUGAAAAACCUCAAAAUUCAGAUCAUGAAGGUUAA